AUGAGCGAUUCGAGCGACGAUGGCAUUCCCGCAUGGCAGCGGACCCCACAGCGAAGCGGAGGGACUACACCAGAUGUUGAGGCGACGCCAGCAGCGAGCACCGACUCUGGCAGCUCGACCACAGAAGAUAAGCUAACCAUUGCGCGACGAUUCUUAGACGAUGAGAUGGUCAAGAAUAAAUCACGCGACAAAAAGGCGGUCUUUUUAAAGUCAAAGGGUGUUGAAGACGGUCAUAUCCAAAAACUUCUGGGAGACGCUCCAGAGACUGCCACAGAGGAAGAGACAGACAAUGUGUCUCCCACGCCGCAGAAACGUAUACCUGCCAUCACAGCUACCGACCGCGCGCCGAUUGUCACAUACCCCGAAUUCCUUACCAAGCCGCAGCGCCCACCGCCGCUCGUUACUAGGCAGGGCCUCCUCAACACGCUAUAUGGAUUUACAGGACUUUCGACACUCAUAUAUGGCGCGAGCAAGUUUGUAGCCGAACCUAUGCUUGGGAACCUCAACGUUGCACGCCAGGAGCUACACGACACAACAGCCAGCCGCCUCAAGGCGCUCGUGAACCAGCUCGAGCGCACCGUCUCCGUCGUGCCGCCACCCAAGCAUGCUGCACUCGUAAACAAGCCAACUCCGUCUCUCGCAACAACUAUGGUCAGUGACGAAGAAGAUGACGAGGACCCUACGGAAAUGUUUCAUCGCGAUAUCGGCACGCAGACCUCGUUUAGCGACGCGCUGGCGAGUGCGGCUGAGGAUGCCAAAAAUCCAGGGCUCAAGCAGGCAACGACGCUGGAUCAUACUACGAGUGUGACUAAGCUCGCGAAGUGCUUUUCGGGACUCCGUGAUGCUGUCGUCUCUCAGUGUGGCGACUUUGAGGAUAUCAAGGCACAGGUCGAACAUUUCCGGGAAGACCUCGACCGCAUGAUUUUCCCGCACAUGGACUUUACACCAGGCGGCUACGGUAUGAUGUCGACGGCUGGUUCCAACAUUGAGCCAGAUGACGAGGUGCGAAAGGCGAGGGACAAUAUCCGCCGUAUCAAGGGCGUGCUGUUGAGCACUAGAAGCUUCCCGGCUUCGACGAGAUAA
Messenger RNA from Cordyceps militaris CM01, 1083 nucleotides. RefSeq names its product peroxin Pex14/17-Penicillium chrysogenum. The record is from RefSeq and is a predicted model, not a curated record. NCBI's taxonomy places the organism in Eukaryota, Fungi, Ascomycota, Sordariomycetes, Hypocreales, Cordycipitaceae. Bases 1 to 1083 code for a protein of 360 amino acids. The transcript has 2 exons.